Molecule: messenger RNA, 600 nt
Organism: Entrophospora sp. SA101
Lineage: Eukaryota; Fungi; Glomeromycota; Glomeromycetes; Entrophosporales; Entrophosporaceae
Source: the annotation of a GenBank genome assembly
AUGAAUAAUAUUGCUGCUCGUAAAUUAUUAUUUACACGUUCUUAUUCGAGAAAUUGCUUAAAAUUCAACAUUUUCAAGAAUAAUGAAAUUCACAAGAUUAAUCAAAUCAAACAAAUAAAUCGAUCAUUAUCUUCAACUACUACAAUUUACUAUAAAAAGAAUCAUCAUGAUUCUGUAUCUUCCGAUUCAUCGUCACACGAUCCAUUUUAUUUCAAUCCGGAGCCAUUAAGAAAAUUAGGUCCUAAGGACAAAGACCCUCAUAAAAUAGGUCCAACUCCAGAUAAAUCAUUAACCGAAGGUCAUACAGUCAGCAAAGCAAAAGAAUCUUUAGGUAUUAAACGUGAUAAUAAUAAUAUAAUUGAUAAAGUAAAAAAUACUGUUGAUCGUGUGACUACACCUGAUUCUGAUGUACAAGCAGCGGCGGCAGCUAGUAGUCUUAAAGAACGUGCUGAUUAUUUAAAAUCUCAGCGAACCGAACAAACAUCAAAUGUUCAAGAUAAAGAAACCCUUAGUGACAAAACAAAAGGAACAGUUUCUAAUUUACAAGAUAAAACCGGUGAUUUAAAAGAUCGAGCAAAAGAAGCCGGAAAUUUCAUAUAG